AAUAAAUAUAUAAUUCUGCCUUCGACUCUCCGUCUUCUCCACCAUCUCAACUGCCGUCGAUCAAUUAUAACAACCUGCUUUCUAUCUCGAAUUUUUGCAGGAUCACCGUAGCCUCCUCCUACGCACUUUGGUCGACCUCCGGCAACGUCAACACUGGAGAAUUAGAACUGGAGCAGUCUUCCCGCAGCACUUCUGGAAUCCAUUACGUUUAUUGUGGAAUUUGGAUCUUUGUAAACCCAAAAUGGUCAAGAAGUUGAUCAAAGUAUUCUCCAACCAUUUUAUCAAUGUUGUGCUAGAAUUUUCGAUACAGAUGAUGAAAACAAACGCAAAGAAGAGAAAAAGAAGACUAAGGUUAAAUCAGAGGAGAAAACAAAAAAAAUCUCAGCCAAAUAGUACGACUACUCCUACUCCUACUGCUACUGGUAGUAGUCGUCGUUCACCAAAGAAAACACAUUGUGCUUAUUGUAUUGCUUUAAGAGCACUACGGGAUUAUCAACGUGCACUAAACCAUGAACGUGCAAAACCUACUUCAAGUCGUCCAUAUAUCCAUGAAUUUGAUGUUGAUGAUAAUUCAGAGGCAUUAAAAAAAUCAUCUACUGCUAUGGCGGCUAUAGAAGCAUCAGGAACUGGUCUUAUUUUAAAUAAUCCAUUAGUUAUGUCAUUGUCUAUUGUCUGUCAACAAACCUCCAAACUUUUAUCGAAUACUCCGCAAAGUGAAUUACCAUUUUCAAAAAUUUAUUAUCAAGCAAAAGCUAAACGUUUAGAACAAUUAAUACGUUUAAUGGGAAAACAGAUAUUAUUAACAAGUCGUACACAAUCUUUGACCAAAGAAUGGUGGAAUAUACACGAUGAUACUGAACAGUUUGUUGUUCACCUGCAAGCCACAUGUCCAACAGGCUUAGCAUUUAUUCAUCAAGAUGAGGUUGAUCAUCAACUAUAUCCAGUGACUGGUUUACCGACAGAUGAAAAUAAUCCAAAUAAUAGUGAACGGCCAAGAACUCAUCCAAUUGAAUGUCCUACCUGUUUUCAAUCACAUUCACCAUCAACACCAACGUUUGUUUUACUACCUGGUUGUUGGCAUAAUUUAUGCUUUAAUUGUCAUCAACGUAUAGCUACAAUGCCAGAAAUCACUCAACGACGUUGUCCUAUCUGUCGGACACCACUUGAAUCAAGAGAGAUCACAGGUAUCAAUGCUCGACGUCGACAAUCUUUAACACUUAUUCACUAUGCUGGUAAUGAAACAAAGCAAGAAAAUCAAAUGAAAUCUGAAGAUAACGAAGAAGACUUGAAUAUAGUGGUAAGUUAG
Messenger RNA from Trichobilharzia szidati, 1306 nucleotides. The record is from the annotation of a GenBank genome assembly. Lineage: Eukaryota; Metazoa; Platyhelminthes; Trematoda; Strigeidida; Schistosomatidae.